AGCGAAUCUGCCAGGAGCAGUUUGUCGGAGUUGAGAUGGAUAUAAAUACGUGGAUGAUCUCGCCGAUGCUUGGGUUCUCUCCAUCAGUCUCCAUUGUCUUCUCAGGAACACAGCCUUCGACCGACCUCGCCCACCGCCAGUCCCUUGCCUCCCGUUGCCUAACAGCAAACCACCAAAAGCCCAACCGUCAAGAUGAAGUUCACUCCUGUUCUUGCUGCCACCAUCCUCGCCGGCGUUGCCGCUGCUGCCCCCGGCCGUGGUCUCGAGGCACGCGUCAAGGCCCGGGCCAGCAACACCAACAACGGCAAAGGCUCGCGUCCCCUGCAGGCGGUUGACAAGCCCUCGACCGUCAAGAACCAGACCAACGUCGAGUACAGCUCCAACUGGUCCGGUGCCGUGCUGGUCAACCCCCCCUCCGCGGCGGCCACCUACACCGCGGUGACCGGCACCUUCACCGUCCCCGAGCCCACUGGCUCUGGGUCUGGCAGCCAGGCUGCCUCCGCCUGGGUCGGCAUCGACGGCGAUACCUACUCCAACGCCAUCCUGCAGACCGGUGUCGACUUCACCGUCACCGAUGGCCAGGCCUCCUUCGACGCCUGGUACGAAUGGUACCCCGACUACGCCUACGACUUCUCCGACCUCGAGAUCUCCGCCGGCGAUGUCAUCGUGACCGUCGUCGAGUCCUACUCCUCCACCAGCGGUAUCGCCACCAUCGAGAACCAGAGCACCGGCAAGAAGGUCUCCCAGGAGCUCUCCUCCAGCUACGCCCUCGGCGGCAUCAAUGCCGAGUGGAUCGUCGAAGAUUUCGAGGAGGGUGACUCCCUCGUCAACCUGGUGGACUUUGGCACCGUCACCUUCACCGGUGCCGUCGCGGAGGCCGCCGGUGGGGAGAGCGUUGGUGUUGACGGCGCCACCAUCAUCGAGAUCGUCAACGACGACGACCAGGUGGUGACCGAUGUCACCAUUGACAGCGACUCCUCGGUGACCAUCCAGUACGUCUAAGUGUCUGGACGGACUGCCUUUGUCGUCCCGUCAAGUGAACGAACUGGGCGGCUUGAGAUGUCUGAUGAAGCAAUGAUUGGAGGCCAACUGGGUCCCGCGACGAGGAGAAAUAGAGCUGUUCCUGUUUGAGACGUUGACAAGCCUAGC
Aspergillus heteromorphus CBS 117.55 is the source of this 1149-nucleotide messenger RNA. RefSeq names its product A4/G1 family peptidase. Gene Ontology annotation, molecular function: glutamic-type endopeptidase activity. The record is from RefSeq and is a predicted model, not a curated record. Gene Ontology annotation, biological process: proteolysis. The coding region runs from base 193 to 1002 and encodes 269 amino acids. NCBI's taxonomy places the organism in Eukaryota, Fungi, Ascomycota, Eurotiomycetes, Eurotiales, Aspergillaceae. The transcript has 2 exons.